Adineta ricciae is the source of this 2199-nucleotide messenger RNA. NCBI's taxonomy places the organism in Eukaryota, Metazoa, Rotifera, Eurotatoria, Adinetida, Adinetidae. The record is from the annotation of a GenBank genome assembly.
AUGGGUAAUUGUAUUGGUAAAAAGUCUGAUGCCAAAAACAAACGUCGAACAUAUGUUCCAUCGCCACCGACUAUUCACAAACGUUUUGGUAAAAAACGAAGUCUAUCAUUAUCAUCGCCAUCGGCAGCAAAACGACCCAGUGUUCUUGUUUCACAUCUACCUGAUGUCAAAGAAUCUGAUUAUCUAAUUCAGAAAAAUGAAGAAUGUGAAGAACAAAUUGCACGUUGUUCCGUAUAUUCGGUAGGAACAACUGUUAGUAAUGAUCCAUUUAUAUUGAUACACUCACCGUCAACGUCGUUAUCGAUCCAAUUACCAAUUGAAUGCGAUAAUGUCGAAUCGAAUCAUACGAUUAUCGAUUUAGCACAUCCAGUACUUGUAAUUACAAAUGAACAAGAUUCAACUAUGGGACAAUAUUUUAGUAGAGAAACAGAAAUCAAUGAUGAUCAACGCGUUCCCAGCUUUACUGAUGAAAUCCUGCUUGAUUCUUUGGAUUCAUCGCCUUCGCUAUCCCGUUCUACGACUUCAUUAUCUUCCCUCUCUUGUAACACAACACCAUUUUCGUCCCAAGAUAAAUUAAUUCUUUCUUCUUCAUCCUCUUCCGCUGAUACAAAUCCGAUCCUUUCCUCUUUACCUUACACCGAACAAAUCUAUCUCGAUCGUUGUUCACCAUCCAACGAAACUUUCUCGCCCAAUCUUCCAGUUUCCUUUCCUCGUUCACACAAUAAUCUCUUUCUUAAUGAAUUUCACCAAAAUAUCCUUGUCCACUCAUGUCGAACGCUUAGUUCACUUAUUGAUAACGUUUCUCAACAACAAUUUAUUCGAAUACAUCGCCGAACAAAACCUCUCCUAAUUGAACACAAACAAUUUCAAUGUGUACAAUUACAACAUUUUCAAAACUCUCCAACACCGCCAUUCAUUUUCGAUCAUGAACAAAAGUUUGUAUAUAUGACCAAAUAUGCACGUUGGAACACAUUUCACUCGAUAACAUCCGCAACGAAAGAUACACGACGCAUCUUUUCUUCCUGUGAUCAUUGUUUAUCUCUACUCUCAGGUUCACAAUUGAACAAAUACAUACGUCCGUUUUUAUAUGCAAAUGCCACUCAUCACUUAGCACAAAUGUAUUUUAAUGAUAUCGAUAACAAUAACAACACGAUGUUCGGCUAUGUUUCACAAAAGAAUCCUCAUUCAAUCGAGCAGAUUCUGAUUAACAAUUCGAAACUAACUUAUUCCUAUGAUCUGGACGUGGAUCAAACAUCGAUUUACUUUGUUAUACGCAUACAAUCAUGGCCGGAGGAAAUGCGCGUCAAUUUCGAAGAGCGACCACGUUUAUGGUCAUUGAAUGUUGAAAAGUUAUUCGAUAAUACUUGUUUCAUUCGACAUAAUGAUACUGAAUAUGAAAUCUCAACAAAUGAUAAAUGUCAUGCUUGUGACAAACUACUUACAUCAUGUUCAUCGAACACCACAUGGUCGUAUACGUAUGCCGCCAUUGAGAGUCAACUUGUUCAAUUGAUGUCUGAAAAUCAAAUACGUUUUGCGUCGAUUGUGUGGAAUUAUAUACAUGGUAGAACUCAAGGACAGAUUUCGUUCAAGAUUUUUAAGCAUACACUCUUCUAUUUCUUCGAACAAUAUUCGUCCGAUGCAUUUCUAUUGAGUGAUUUACUGAAUUCGAUUCGUCUGUUUCUGGAUUUUCUUUCCGAUUGUGUGCAAAGGAGAUCUAUUCGACAUUAUUUCAAUUCGGAUCACAAUCUGUACAACGAUGAUGCAGCAAUGAAUUUUCUUUCAUCGAAAAUAACCUAUUUAGAUUUGAAGAAUUUCUCCGUGUAUCUUCUACCAAAGUCUUCGUUAUAUCUUUACCAGUUGAUGUAUUUAAUCGAAUUUCAAACGAGCUUUUUGAAUUAUUUCUACUCAGCAAAGACCAAUCUCAUGCAAACAAUCAUCGAAACACAUGAAUUCGUUGUUGAACAGCUUUCAUUAGGUGUCAAAACCUAUCGGCGACAACUCGAUUCAACAUCAGCAAUGAAAUCGUAUCGGCCAUUAACGCUCGAUCGUUUGUAUCGUUAUCAGGAAGACAAUGUUCAACUCAUACUCGAUUAUUUACCAUUUCUACGCGAGAAAGAACCGUCAUUAUUGAUUCAUUCGUUAUGGUCGAUAUUUAUCCAGUAUUUGAAUUCUUUGUUUGAUGAUCUUUUUAUUUCGUAA